Capsicum annuum is the source of this 2925-nucleotide messenger RNA. Its product is annotated as photosystem II CP47 reaction center protein-like. NCBI's taxonomy places the organism in Eukaryota, Viridiplantae, Streptophyta, Magnoliopsida, Solanales, Solanaceae. Gene Ontology annotation, biological process: photosynthetic electron transport in photosystem II; photosynthesis; photosynthesis, light reaction. The record is from RefSeq and is a predicted model, not a curated record. The annotation marks the transcript as partial. Gene Ontology annotation, molecular function: chlorophyll binding. The transcript has a single exon. Gene Ontology annotation, cellular component: membrane; photosystem II.
AUUGCAUAGUAUCAUAAAUAGCCACCCCAAGUAUUACCCAGCCCCCAGGAGAGUUUAUAAACAAAUACAGCUCUUUGGUCUCAUCCUCCAUACUGAGACAUACCAUAAGACCAAUAAGUUGAUUCAAAAUCUCGCUAUUAAUACCUUGGCCUAAAAAAAGUAAUCUUUCUUGAUAAAGUCGGUUGGUUAGGGUAAAAUUGUAUUCCUUAGGAACCGUACAUGCACCUUUUGAUUCAUACGGUUCAAAAAAAUUGUGAAUCAAUGUAUAGAUUCCUGUCCUCUUUCUUUUUUUCUAGAAAGGUUCUUUCUUACAUCUAACGGAAGGUUUUUUCUUUGAUUUUUCAAUAAAGAGGAGUUUUGACUCCUUUUUUAUAUUUCUAUUUUCGAUUUUCCAGUAUAAAAUUAGAAGUUAUAAGAAAGGGUCAUUAAACUUAUCGAAUUAACUUCUCAUUGAUGUAUUCUUUCAUCGAGAUUUAAUCCAAACCGCGAUGGUAUUUUCUUGUUCCUGAAUGGGUCUGUUUCAUCUUUUUAGGUUUAUGCUCUACUCCGGGUAAAGAUCCGCCCGAUUUGGAUUUGUACAUAUAGGACAAAUGCUCCCAUUACCAUUUCUUUUUGUAUUUCUUUUUUUUUUUCAAUUCAUUUUAUACAAGUAUUUAUUAGAGUUGAGAUAACUUUGCUUGACAAUUAGGAUCUCUUUACAAAUUACAAAGAAAAAAUAUGAAUAGCAAUCAUAGAUAUCUUACCAAUCCAAUUGGGUUUUUUCUAAACGGAGCCUGGAUACUUCAUUUUUUUAGUCCAACCAAGCCAACCAUAAAUUAUUCUAAUUGAUAAUAGUAAUAUGAAUCCCCUCAAAAAUGGAUCUAAUUGCACUUCACGCUCCAAAUUUUUGAUGAUUCAAUUUAUCGUUUUAUCGUUCUUGGGCGAAACGGGGGAUAUCUCGAUCGGGGGAGAGAACGGGGAAAUACCAUAUGACCCAAUAUAUCUGACAAGUCGCACUAUACGUCAACCCAAAGUGGAUUUGCCUCUCCAGGACCUCGGAAGGGAACUUUCGGAACACCAAUAGGCAUUAAAUGAAAGAAAGAACUAAAUACUAUAUUUCACUUUGAGGUGGAAACGUAACAAUUUUUUUAUUGUCUUUAGAAUAUUCAUAUUGGUUCUUAUCGUAUUUAUUUUAUCCAUAGAUUCUAAAAAUUCAUAAAGAAAGACAGAAUGAAUAAACUCAAAUUAUUACGAAUAGGUCUUUCUAAUGAUAAAUAAGUAUGGACUCAUUCGCUCAUAGAAAAUGAGAUCAACUCCCCCAUUGCGUAUUGGUACUUAUCGAGUAUAGAAUAAAUCUGCUUCUCUUUGUUCCUACGAACAGAAUUGUUCCAUUAUUACCACCAGAAUAGAACACCCUUGAUUCGGAAAUAAUCGACUGAACAAGAGUGGUCCAUAGGAUAGUCAUAUUAUAGUCUUUUCCAAUGCAAUAAAGUUACGUAGUGUCCAUUUAUCUUUGAUAUAAGGGGUAUUUCCAUGGGUUUGCCUUGGUAUCGUGUUCAUACCGUUGUAUUGAAUGAUCCCGGUCGGUUGCUUUCUGUUCAUAUAAUGCAUACAGCUCUGGUUGCUGGUUGGGCCGGUUCGAUGGCUCUGUAUGAAUUAGCGGUUUUUGAUCCUUCUGAUCCUGUUCUUGAUCCAAUGUGGAGACAGGGUAUGUUCGUUAUACCCUUCAUGACUCGUUUAGGAAUAACCAAUUCAUGGGGCGGUUGGAGUAUCACAGGGGGGACUGUAACGAAUCCGGGUAUUUGGAGUUAUGAAGGUGUAGCGGGAGCACAUAUUGUGUUUUCUGGCUUAUGCUUUUUGGCAGCUAUCUGGCAUUGGGUGUAUUGGGAUCUAGAAAUAUUUUGUGAUGAACGUACAGGAAAACCCUCUUUGGAUUUGCCAAAGAUCUUUGGAAUUCAUUUAUUUCUCUCAGGGGUAGCUUGCUUUGGUUUUGGUGCAUUUCAUGUAACAGGCUUGUAUGGUCCCGGAAUAUGGGUGUCCGAUCCUUAUGGACUAACGGGAAAAGUACAACCUGUAAAUCCAGCGUGGGGCGUGGAAGGUUUUGAUCCUUUUGUUCCAGGAGGAAUAGCCUCUCAUCAUAUUGCAGCAGGAACAUUGGGCAUAUUAGCGGGCCUAUUCCAUCUUAGCGUCCGUCCACCACAACGUCUAUACAAAGGAUUGCGUAUGGGAAAUAUUGAAACCGUCCUUUCCAGUAGUAUUGCUGCUGUCUUUUUUGCAGCUUUUGUUGUUGCCGGAACUAUGUGGUAUGGUUCGGCAACUACCCCGAUUGAAUUAUUUGGGCCCACUCGUUAUCAAUGGGAUCAGGGGUACUUCCAGCAAGAAAUAUAUCGAAGAGUUAGUGCUGGGCUAGCAGAAAAUCAAAGUUUAUCAGAAGCCUGGUCUAAAAUUCCUGAAAAAUUAGCUUUUUAUGAUUACAUCGGCAAUAAUCCGGCAAAAGGAGGAUUAUUCAGAGCAGGUUCAAUGGAUAACGGGGAUGGAAUAGCGGUUGGAUGGUUAGGACACCCUAUCUUUAGAGAUAAAGAAGGGCGUGAACUUUUUGUACGUCGUAUGCCUACUUUUUUUGAAACAUUUCCGGUCGUUUUAGUAGACGGCGAUGGAAUUGUUAGGGCCGAUGUUCCUUUUAGAAGGGCAGAAUCGAAGUAUAGUGUUGAACAAGUAGGUGUAACUGUUGAGUUCUACGGCGGUGAACUCAACGGCGUCAGUUAUAGUGAUCCUGCUACUGUGAAAAAAUAUGCUAGACGUGCUCAAUUGGGUGAAAUUUUCGAAUUAGAUCGUGCUACUUUGAAAUCCGAUGGUGUUUUUCGUAGCAGUCCAAGGGGUUGGUUUACUUUUGGGCAUGCUUCGUUUGCUUUGCUCUUCUUCUUCGGACACAUUUGGCAUGGUGCU